Molecule: messenger RNA, 368 nt
Organism: Staurois parvus
Lineage: Eukaryota; Metazoa; Chordata; Amphibia; Anura; Ranidae
Source: the annotation of a GenBank genome assembly
CUAUCACGCCUGAUGACCCAGUGCCCGCUGUCAUACCUGGUGACCCGAUGCCCGCUGUGGAGCCAGACGAUCCAAUGCCUGAUGACCCAGUGCCCGCUGUCAUGCCUGGUGACCCGAUGCCUGCUGUCGAGCCAGACGAUCCAGCGCCAGAUGACCCGGUGCCUGCUGUCGAGCCAGACGAUCCGGUACCUGAUGACCCAAGCCCACUGUCGUGCCUGGUGACUCGGUGUCCACUGCCUUGCCAGAUGACGCGGUGCCCGCUGUCGAGCCAAAUGACCUGAUGCCUGGUUACCCGAUGCCCGCUGUCGAGCCAGACGAUCCAGCGCCAGAUGACCCGGUGCCCGCUGUCGAUCCAGACGAUCCAGACG